AUUCUAAGACUUUUCCCGGCAGUCUCUGCAAACAGCCCACUCUGUUCUCCAUCCCUUCUUCCCGGCAUGCUCCGUGGACCUUGCGCCCUUGACAACAGAGGCUAAGAUGGCGUCCAACACCCGGAUCAUCCAGUGGAUUCGCAACUGGGCGGCAGGGCAAGAUCUCCAAGCCAAAUUACAGCUGCGCUACACUGAGAUCUCCAAGAGGACUCAGCCACCUCCACGCCUUCCGGUUGGCCCCAGCCACAAGUUUGCAAACAACUACUAUUGUACUCGUGAUGGGCGUCGGGAGACCUUGCCUCCUGUUGUCCUUGUCUCACCACAGAAAACCUUGGCCCCAGGAGCUCCUGCUGCCAGCUCAGAAUCUGCUGUGGCAAUGAUGGAGAAAAAACCAGUGACUCCAGGCCCCCCAAUUCAGAAAUGGGAGCUGUCGAAAGACCAACCUUACUUGUGAACUGAUUGCAAUCAAAGCUGUUGCAUGUAUGGAUCCGCACCCCACCUGGCAGGAAACAGACAAUGCUGUCACCCUGCUCAGAAUUAUUUCUGACUAUAAAGACUCUCUGGUGCUUAUCUGAUUAAAUAAACUCAGUCCUUAA
This is a messenger RNA of Hemicordylus capensis (graceful crag lizard), 596 nucleotides long. It is a transcript of the gene NDUFA7, whose product is annotated as NADH:ubiquinone oxidoreductase subunit A7. Gene Ontology annotation, biological process: mitochondrial electron transport, NADH to ubiquinone; ATP synthesis coupled electron transport. The coding region runs from base 107 to 454 and encodes 115 amino acids. Lineage: Eukaryota; Metazoa; Chordata; Lepidosauria; Squamata; Cordylidae. The record is from RefSeq and is a predicted model, not a curated record. Gene Ontology annotation, cellular component: mitochondrial inner membrane. The transcript is spliced from 4 exons.